Messenger RNA from Drosophila willistoni, 1325 nucleotides. Its product is annotated as senecionine N-oxygenase. Gene Ontology annotation, molecular function: N,N-dimethylaniline monooxygenase activity; flavin adenine dinucleotide binding; NADP binding. The transcript is spliced from 5 exons. The record is from RefSeq and is a predicted model, not a curated record. The coding region runs from base 58 to 1305 and encodes 415 amino acids. NCBI's taxonomy places the organism in Eukaryota, Metazoa, Arthropoda, Insecta, Diptera, Drosophilidae.
GAUCGUACUGAAAAAGUUUUUGUAGCGGAUCGUUUUGUAUAGUUCAGCGAAUCAAUAAUGAAUGUGUGUAUUAUCGGUGCUGGAACUGCGGGCCUAUGCUGUGCGCGACAUGUCAAACAACAAGGAUUAAAUCCAACUAUCUUUGAACUGUCGGACAAAAUUGGAGGAACUUGGGUGUACAAUGAGAAGACAGGAAGCGUUAAUGGCAUCGAUGUACAUAGCAGCAUGUACACCAACUUGCGAACCAAUUUGCCUAAGGAGAUUAUGGGGUUUCCAGACUUUGAAAUUGGGGAGAAUGAAAAGUCCUAUAUAAAAUCUGAGGAAAUUCUUGAUUUCUUAAAUCAAUACGCCAAUCAUUUUCAAUUAAGAAAUCAUAUCCGAUUCAAUUCCUAUGUUAUUCGAAUCUUGGAAAAAUGUAAAAAAUGGCAGGUGCUGGUUAAAAAUGUCGUAACUAAUCAAAUGGAAUGUCAAUAUUUUGAUUAUGUAAUGGUGGCAAACGGUCACUAUCAUACGCCAAAUUAUGUUCAACUUAAGAACGGUCACCUAUUCCAGGGAGAAUAUUUGCAUAGCCAUGACUUCAGACAUAAUGAACGAUUUAGAGAUAAGACUGUCUUAGUUAUCGGUGCAGGACCAAGUGGCAUGGACUUGUCAAAUAUUAUAUCGAGAUCGGCAAAGAGAGUUUUUCUUAGUCACCACUUGGAGGGAAUUGAAAAUACAAAGUUUUUUGAAAAUGUUACCCAAAAACCAGAUGUAAGAGAAUUGGACGAAGCUGGAGGCUAUUUUGUAGACGGAUCAUAUGAGCAAUUCGAUACAGUAUUUUUCUGUACUGGCUUUAAAUAUGCUUUCCCCUUCUUAACUGUCAACUCUGGAAUAUAUGUUGAAGACAAUUAUGUCCAGGUGCUUUACAAGCAGUGUUUGAAUAUUAAGAAUCCUACAAUGGCCCUCAUUGGACUGCCAUUUUAUGUGUGCGCCGCGCAAAUGAUGGACUUGCAAGCUCGAUUCGUUCUAAGCUAUUUUACUGGCAAGAACGAGUUACCCUCUGUAGAAGAUUUGAAAUUGGAUACGAAAAACAACAUGCGGAAACUCUGGGAAAAAGGAUGCAGAAAGAGACAUUCUCACAUGUUAGGAUCCAGUCAGUUUGACUAUUUCACUGAGCUGGCGGAAACGGCUAAUGUAAAAAAUAUUCGACCUGUCAUGGCAAAAUUGCAUAAUGAAAGCAGUAAUUGCUUUAACGAAAAUUUAUUACAUUUUCGCGAGGAUAUCUUUAGACUUGUUGAUGACGAAACAUUUGUUAAAAUAAACUAAUAUUGUUUGUCUAUAUUACA